Nyctereutes procyonoides (raccoon dog) is the source of this 3149-nucleotide messenger RNA. RefSeq names its product zinc finger protein 7 (gene ZNF7). Lineage: Eukaryota; Metazoa; Chordata; Mammalia; Carnivora; Canidae. Bases 991 to 3099 code for a protein of 702 amino acids. Gene Ontology annotation, molecular function: DNA-binding transcription repressor activity, RNA polymerase II-specific; RNA polymerase II cis-regulatory region sequence-specific DNA binding. The record is from RefSeq and is a predicted model, not a curated record. The transcript is spliced from 4 exons. Gene Ontology annotation, biological process: negative regulation of transcription by RNA polymerase II.
GUGGGCGGCGGGCCUGCUGCUCGACCCCGCGCGGAGGCGCCGCCGGCCGAGCCCCGCGUCCUCCUGCCCCCGGCGCUGCGGGCCCCGCGCUGCCCUGCCUCCCGCGGGGGUCGGGGGCGCGAGCGGCGUGCGGAGGCCUGGGGCGCCUGGUGUGGGCGCUGCUCGGGCGGCGGCCGCGUGGCCGGCGGGCAGGGGCGUUGGGUCCGGCUCCCCGCGCGGCCUACUCGCCGGGUCUGCGCCUGCGCCUGCCCGCGAGCCCGCCGCUUCCCGGGGCCGCCUCUCCCGGUCCGCCGCCUGUGGAAGACUUCACUUCCUGACGGUGCAGGAGGGGCUGCGCCCGGGCGGGGUGGGCGGCCGGCCUUCGUGACCCCUGCCGCCCCGGCCUGGGCUGCUGCCCACGAGCCCCUGUCUGAGCCAGAGGCGCCCGCGGGGAGUCCACCCCGCCUCCCGGCGUCCAGGGGGCGAGCCUGGGGCGGCGGCGGGCCCUGCAGUCUCCACUGCCUUCUGUGACCUUGUUCGGGCCCGUCCUCCAGCCACGCUCCCCGACUCCGGCUGCCCGGCCGCGCCUCCUCCCCGGGCUAGUGAGCUUCUCUGGGGCGGGACCGUCGAACGACCAGAGUCCCUUCUCUGGGGCGUGAUCUCGGAGGUCCCUCCGCCAGGACACAUGGAUGCCAACCCACCGAGCCUCAUGGUAGGAGCCUGCCUGCCUCCAUUCCCGCUAGAGUCCUACCUUUUUCCUCUGGGAACCUACCCUGCCCGCUGGGCCUGGUCCUAGACCCUCAUCAGUCCCUGGUGGCCCUUGCCAGGCUCAGGCAUGCUCAUCCUUACAGGAGCGAACAAACCCCUGCCCAGACUGGGGCCCAUGUGAGGCCCUCAUGGGGGGAGGUUUGUAGAUCACCCUGGUCUGGCUUCCUCCUCCCCUCGGUUUUUAGAACCGAAAGGGCCUGGUGACUGGCUCAACCCUGUGGUGCAUGUGCCUGAGACACACACAUGAGGUGGAGCCAGAAUGGGGCUGGCACCCAGGGUUUCCUGGGGUGCUGGUGUAUGUCUUUUCAGGAGGCUGUGACGUUUGGUGACGUGGCCGUACACUUCUCAAGGGAGGAGUGGCAGUGUCUGGACCCUGGCCAGAGGGCACUGUACAAGGAGGUGAUGCUGGAGAACCACAGCAGCGUGGCUGGACUAGCAGGAUUCCUGGUCUUCAAGCCUGAGCUGAUCUCCCGGCUGGAGCAGGGGCAGGAGCCAUGGGUCCUCGACCUGAAGGGAGUUGAAGGGAGAGAGGGGGCAAGGACCUUCCUUACAGAUUCUGCGGGUGGGAUUGCGAGCGAGCAGGCUGGUGAGGACGUGGAUGUUCUAAAAUCAGAACCCUGUGCAGCAAUGAUGGUCAGAAGCCCCCCACCGGCUUUUCCUCAGAGUUCUAGCUUUAGCGACUCCUCUGAUGGUGCAGUCUGGUCAGAGAAUAAGCCAGGCUCUCUCCAGAGAACCCGCCUGAGCACGGGGACUGUGGCUCCCAGGAAGACCUUUACGAGGGAGGGUGCCCAGGGAUGUGGUGAGCUGGAGAGCAGUGGUGGUCUGGGUUGUCAGCCUGGUGAAAGUCUGGGAGGUGCCGCAGAAGGGACGUCCCGAAGGUGUGACGUGUGUGGCCGAAGCUUCCGGUCUGCUUCAGACAUUGCUCUGCGUCGAGAAAUUGAUACACGAAAGAAACCAAACACAUGUCCGGAGUGCAAAACAAAAGUACCUGAUUGUUUGCAGGGGAAGCCUCAAGGUAACUGCCACGGAGAGAAGCCGUAUGAAUGUGAGGAGUGUGGGAAGGUCUUCAGGUUGUGCUCACAGCUUAAUCAGCAUCAGAGGAUCCACACUGGCGAGAAGCCAUUCAAAUGCAUCGAGUGUGGAAAAGCCUUCCGUCUGAGUUCAAAACUUAUUCAGCAUCAAAGAAUUCACACUGGAGAGAAGCCCUACCGGUGUGAGGAGUGUGGAAAGGCCUUUGGUCAGAGCUCCAGCCUCAUCCACCACCAGAGGGUCCACACGGGGGAGAGGCCCUAUGGCUGCCGGGAGUGUGGGAAGGCCUUCAGCCAGCAGUCUCAGCUGGUCAGACACCAGAGGACCCACACUGGAGAGAGGCCCUACCAGUGCCAGGAGUGCGGGAAGGCCUUCAGCCAGAGCUCGACCCUGGCCCAGCACCAGCGGAUGCAUGCUGGGGACAAACCUCAACUUCCAAGGAACCCAGAUAGCCCCAGCCUUGUUGCACAUCAGAGAAUACACGCUACAGAGAAGCCAUUUAAGUGUGACGAGUGUGGGAAGGCCUUCAGGUGGGUGUCUCGUCUGAGUCAGCACCAGCUGACCCACACCGGAGAGAAACCUUAUAAGUGCAACAAGUGUGCAAAAGCCUUUGGUUGUAGCUCACGGCUUAUUCGCCACCAGAGAACUCACACUGGAGAAAAGCCAUUUAAAUGUGAGGAGUGCGGGAAAGGCUUUGUCCAGGGCUCCCACCUAAUUCAGCACCAGAGAAUUCAUACUGGAGAGAAACCCUAUGAGUGUAGUGACUGCGGAAAGGCCUUCAGCCAGAGCUCCAGUCUCAUUUACCAUCAGAGAAUCCAUAAGGGAGAGAAGCCGUACGAGUGCCUGGAAUGCGGAAAAGCUUUCAGUAUGAGCACACAGCUCACGAUCCAUCAAAGGGUCCACACUGGGGAGAGACCCUACAAGUGUACGGAGUGCGGGAAAGCGUUCAGUCAAAACUCAACCCUUUUCCAGCACCAGAUCAUCCACGCAGGAGUGAAGCCCUACGGGUGCAGUGAGUGUGGGAAGGCCUUCAGUCGGAGUUCCUAUCUCAUCGAGCACCAGAGGAUCCACACUCGUGCUCAGUGGUAUCAUGAAUAUGGGAAUACCUUGGAAGCUUCUACCCACGUGAGCCGUAAAAAAGUCAACACUGUAAAGAAACUGCAUAAAUGUAACGAAUGUGAGAAAAUAUUCAGGUGGCGCUCGCAUCUAAUCAUACAUCAGAGAAUUCACACAGGAGAGAAACCUUACAAAUGUAAUGAAUGUGGCAAAGCUUUUAAUCGGAGCUCCAGGCUUACUCAGCAUCAGAAAAUUCACAUGGGAUAGAGCACUUCCCUUUAUAAAUGUGUAUAAAUGUGAAUAAACCUGCAGCCUUA